GAAGAACAUAAUAAGCAUAUUAUUUUAAUGUUAUAAAUACAAUAAAUUGUUCUAUAAAGUUUCAUUAAACUAUUCCAUUAAAUAAAACAUUACAAAGUACCAAAAAAAAAUCUUUAAAAUAGAAAGAUUCUUUAAUUUCAAACCGUGAAAAUAGAUCCUUUUGUGUCGUUUUUGACAAUGUGAGUGAGAUCAUGCAUAUUGCUUAUCGUGCUGACAAUUGUAAGUGAAUCAAUGAUCUUGUUCAUAUCUAUUGUACCGCGCCAAAGAGAGAUAACAAAAAGACAAAUAUUUUUAGCCCCCGUAUCAGCUGUUAACUCAAUCUUUUUUUUAUUCGGUUAGAACGGCCUGGUCGUAUCAAGUGUUAACUCAAUCUAUUACGGCAUUUUAUUGCUAGAGGUUCACUUUACGUUUUUCAUAUAACUGAAUCGCACUACAACUAGCUCGAACGAUGUGUACAAACAAUCAACAAUUUGUGAUUUUAGGCGGUGGAAUAAAUGGCCUCUCCUGUGCGAUGCGUUUGUCGGAUGAAUUCCCUUGCGCGACAAUACAGAUUAUAAGUGAUAGUUUCAGUCCCAACACCACUAGUGAUGUCGCGGCAGGAUUGUGGGGACCAUACGUUUUAGGCGAAACAUCGAUCACCGAUUGUAGACGAUGGGCACAAGAAACACACGACUAUUUCCUCCAACUAUGGCGCAAUGGAUAUGCCGAUCGGUGCGGAAUUUGUUUACUCCCCGUAGUGGAGUAUUAUGAAAAGGCUACAUCCGCUCCCUGGUGGCAUGAUAUUGUGUUUGGAUUUCGUGAAAUGGACAUUGCAUCUGAAAAUAUUAAACUGAUCAACGCGAAGAACUUUCACACUGCUUUUAUGUACAUAACGUUUACCUGUGAACCGUCCAAACUAAUGAAACACUAUCGUGACAUUUUGUCAACACGGAAUGUUACGUUUCGCCAAGAACAUUUGGAAAGUGUCCCCCGUUUAGAGUGCAUGAACAUUCCGGCAAAUGCAAUCAUUAUCAAUUGUUUAGGCUUGGGUUCGCAAUGCGUUGCUGAUGAUGCAGACUUAUUUCCUGUUCGUGGCCAGGUACAACGUGUAAAAGCAACUUCCGUGUUUCAUUCGUUCGCGAAUGACUCGUACUACAUAAUUCCCAAUACGGACACCGUUGUUUUGGGUGGAACGAAGCAAAAAAGUAACCAUCAACUGGUAAGCCCCGUUGAUCGGUACAACAUCAGAAUAGGUUGUCAAAACAUUAUUCCUUCAUUGAGAGAUGCGUUACUCGUAAAAGAUAAUGUUGGGUUACGUCCGGUCAGAUCUUCCGGAGUACGUUUGGAGCUAACAGAUAUUGUUUUCGCUAAUGGAGAGCGUCAUGCGAUUGUCCACAACUAUGGUCACGGUGGGGCAGGAAUUACACUCGCCUGGGGAUGUGCCGGUGAAGUGACGCGUCUGGUGCAUGAAUAUGGUACGAAAAUGCCGAAUCUGCAACUGAAACUGUAACGAAACUUAUGAAGCUGUACAAGUUUUGUAUGAACUCAGUUUGGAACAAAUUCUCAAAACAAUUGAAAUUCAAAAUUCAACUUAUUUUGCGUAAGGCAGAAGAUAAUGUAUUUUAAUAUUAC
Molecule: messenger RNA, 1611 nt
Organism: Anopheles funestus (African malaria mosquito)
Lineage: Eukaryota; Metazoa; Arthropoda; Insecta; Diptera; Culicidae
Product: D-aspartate oxidase-like
Exons: 3
Coding region: 449-1489 (346 amino acids)
Molecular function (GO): D-amino-acid oxidase activity; FAD binding
Source: RefSeq, a predicted model, not a curated record